This is a messenger RNA of Pollicipes pollicipes, 3913 nucleotides long. RefSeq names its product rho GTPase-activating protein conundrum. Gene Ontology annotation, molecular function: GTPase activator activity. The record is from RefSeq and is a predicted model, not a curated record. Gene Ontology annotation, cellular component: cytoplasm. Bases 512 to 2794 code for a protein of 760 amino acids. The transcript has 12 exons. Gene Ontology annotation, biological process: regulation of actin filament polymerization; regulation of small GTPase mediated signal transduction; signal transduction. Lineage: Eukaryota; Metazoa; Arthropoda; Thecostraca; Pollicipedomorpha; Pollicipedidae.
CCCGUCGGUAGGCGAGAGAGCCGCGCCGGCCCGCCCAGACUUACCGGCACGUGCUGUGACGAGCGGCACCUGGUGAUCAGGACCCGCCUAGUGUGUCGAACUGCAGCACGGAGACGUCCAGCCCCCGUGGCCCAACACCAAAUAGCCCACCUCUCGGCUUCCCCAAGCCGUCGACCGCGAAAACCGCUCCGUCCAUCUCUGCAGGGCAGAUCUCGCUGGACCGUCUGAGACCUUUCAGACCAGCUGUGACCUGCCAGGCCUGCUGUGAUCGUCCAGGCCGGGCGCGACCUGCCGCCUGCGGGGCUGUCAGUCUGACCUCGGGGUACCCCGAGGGCCGACCGUCCCAGCCCCAGCCCUCACACGGCACGCGUUGCCUGCGACGGCGAGACCCGCACCUGUCCUAGCGUCACCGAGGGAUGGUUCGCUAGCCCUGCCGGACAGUGGCGGCGGCGACGGCGGCACGGCGCGUUGCGGACGGACGGACGGCUCCGUUUGUGUGUCAGCCGCGGCGAUGGAGGCGGUGCCGUCCCAGGUGCCGGCGGCCAAACCGGCGCAGGACCCGCUGGACAACAUGGAGACCUACAACAGCCAGGAGUUCGUCGAGUAUCUGAACGAGAUCCGGCACAUUCGCCGCGACUCGGACGAUGCUCUCGACGACGACCACCCGCUGGAAGAAGGUGAGGAGGAGUGGGAGUGGCUGAAGGAGGUCGGCUUCGACUCGCUCGUGUCUGUGUCCGAACCCGCCUCCGAGGUGACAGAGCAGUGGAAUAUUCUCGGCACACUCCCCCAGCACCAUGUGGCGGCGGUGAAUCGUCGCGUGACGACUCUGCGCGACACGCUGAACAGGCGGCGCAGCAAGGACAAGGGCCGCCGGCCGGACAUGCGCCACCUGUUCCCUUCCGAGGCGACCAGCACGGACUCGCGCAGUCGCUCGGCCACGCCCGACAGCCUGGACUCGCUGUCGCCGCCGCUGACGCCGCCCGAAGCGUACUGGCGCCUUCAGGCUGGCUCGCCACACAGCCAGGGCUACCACAGCAGCUCGCGUGGCUCGCUGGAUCGGCUGGAGCCGGCCGCCGAUGGGGAGAAGGAGAGCCGGGCGGCCGACUACCGGCACGUGCUGAGAAUCCCGCUGGACCAGGAGAGCCGCGAGCCUGCGGCCGCCGACGAGCCGCCGGUGCAGCUGCGCAGGAAGGGCCACGAAACCGUCGACCGCGCACCCAAGGCCAGCAGUCUCUUCGAGACGACCUCCGGCAAUUAUAAGCUGAACCGGUUCUCAGAGCCGGCCGAUGCUUCCUCCGGGAUCCAGGCGGUGUCGUUCCACCCGAUCGGCUCCGUGCGACGCCGCCUGGAGCGCGCCGGCGAGCUGGGCGAGCUGCACAUCCCGCGGCCGCAGACGGGCGCCCGCGCCGACGCCAGGAAGGGCAGCGCCGGCGACAAGGCGCGGCCAACGGCGGGGGGCCGGCUCGGCCGCACCUUCGUCGACUUCCUGAGCGAGCCGGACGUCAAGCGGUUGCAGAAGCUGGCGAUGCUCGAGCUGACAGCUCUGUUCGACGAGCACGGCCUGAGCUACAGCCGACGCAAAGCGCGGCGGCGCCGGCUGCGGGCGCGGCCUAGCGUCGCCGAUAGCGCAGUCUUCGGCUGCUCGCUGGCCACGCUGCUCGAGCGCGACCGACAGCGGCAGCCGGACGGCGCCGGCGGCGUGUCGCUGCUGCUGGAGCGCGUGCUCACCCACCUGGAGCGGCGCGGCCUUGGCGAGGAGGGCCUACUGCGCGUGCCCGGCCACCAGCAGAAGGUGGAGCAGCUGCGGCGCGACGUCGACGAGUGCUUCUACAACCAGCCGGGCGCCGUGGACGCCGCGCUGCAGCGCAGCGGCGCCAACGACGUGGCCGCGCUGGUCAAGCUGUUCCUGCGCGAGCUGCCGGCGCCGCUGCUCACCCGCGAGCUGAUGGACGCCUUCCACCGGUCGGACGCGCUGCCGGCCGACCGGCAGCUGCAGGCGCUGGCGCUGCUGUGCCUGCAGCUGCCAGCGCCCAACAGGGCCGUGCUGCGACGCCUGCUGCAGUUCCUGGCGGCCGUGGCCGCGCACGAGGCCAGCAACAAGAUGUCGCUGGAGAACGUGGCCAUGAUCAUGGCGCCGAACCUGCUGUGGCCGGCCCACCGGCGCCAGAAAGACAUCAGUGUUGAGAUCGAGUAUGCGUCCGUGACCUCCCGCGUGGUGCGGAACCUGAUCCGGCACCGCGACCGCCUCUGGGAGGUGCCAGACGACUUCGUCCGGCAGCUGCGGGGCCAGUACGAGGCGGAGGGGAACCGCAAGGAGCCGAGCCGCCCGAUGAAAAAGCUGCUGCGCAAGAAGGACGCCCCAGUCGCGCGGAAGAUCGACAGCGAGGUGGAGCCGCACGACGGCACCAUCCGCGUGACGGCGCCGCAGUUCUCCAAGUCCGGCUGGCCCGUAGUCCUGACACCGGAGACGACGGCCGGCGACGUAGUGACCAGGAUCCUGCAGCAGGUGCUGAUGCUGCCGGACCUGGCCAAUCGGGUGCAGGGCCGACGGGAGGCGCGCGGCCGGCCGAAUGAGGAGUCAACAGGUGGCGCCACCUGUCUACGGGCUGGCAAUCUCGCCGACGCCCUGCAGCGGCAUUUCCUGCACGAGCAGGGUGGUAACAUAGGCCAGCGGCGCAUCGAGCACGAUGCCGUGAUGCUCGAGUGCUACCAGGAGAACCCCGGCGCCCGCUGGGUCAUCCACUGCUGCCACGCCAGCGACAAGGCGUCUAGCGUCGAGAUCGUGGCCGAGUAACGCGGCCUGGGUCCAGCCUCCGCAUGGGAGCCGUGCAUCUGAGGGUGGCCUCAGCCUCGGAACCAUGCCUCUGAGGCUGGCCUCAGUCCCGGAACCAUGCCUCUGAGGCUUGUUUCGGUUCCGGAGCCAUGCCUCUGAGGCUGACCUCAGCCUCGGAACCAUGCUGUCUUGGAGCCAUGUCUCUGAGGCUGGCCUCAGUCCCAGAGCCAUGUCUCUGAGGUUGGUCUCGGUCUCAGAGCCUAGCGGGAGCUUAUCUCGGUCUCAAAGCCUCGCUCCCGUCUCGGAAGCUUGUCUGGGCUUCGGAGCCUCGCCCUGUCUCGGAGGGUUGUCUCGGUCACGGAGCCUUACCCCCGUCUCGGAGGGUUGCCUCGGUCUCGGAGCCUUGUCCCUGUCUCGGAGGGUUGUCUCGGCCCCGGAGCCUUGCCCCUGUCUCGGAGGGUUGUCUCGGUCUCGGAGCCUUACCCCCGUCUCGGAAGGUUGUCUCGGUCUCGGAGCCUUGCCCCUGUCUCGGAGGGUUGUCUCGGCCCCGGAGCCUCGCCCCUGUCUCGGAGGGUUGUCUGGGCCUUAGAGCCCCACCCCCGUCUCGGUGCCUCGCCGCACGCUCAGAGCGUCGUCUCGUGCUAAGAGCCGUUUUCCGAUGUUGCCCGUAGUCGACGACGGCCAAACGUAGCGGGCAGCACCAUCUAGUGGCGGAUCUAUGUGAUAAGAGCGGACGCGCCCAGGGCCGUAUUCGCCGCUCGGGAGGGCCGUAGAUGAACAGCGUCCGCGCGGCUGACUCGCGGUCCCGACACCGCCUCCCAGGAGCUGUCGGUGCGCACCGCGGUGGUUUACCGAGACUAGUGAUCGAAGACCUACUUGCAAUGUAGCCGUGUUUUGUGAUCAGACAUCGAAUAGUUGAUGCGUUUAGCUGCCUCGUGAUUCAGGCGCAGCACCGCGUGGCGUUUAGCGCUUAUGUGCUUAACGUAAUGGGGCUGUAUGCAACGUGCGACAGUUUGGUUAGCCUGCAUGACGACUUGUCUUGCCCCAGGAUGUGUCGCUUGCAAUAUGUGCUUUGCAAAACAAAGGAGGCAGAUUCCGUGCAUAGCAUGCCAAUUCAGACAACGCGUGCGUGAGAACGAG